Populus euphratica (Euphrates poplar) is the source of this 735-nucleotide messenger RNA. Its product is annotated as protein RKD4. NCBI's taxonomy places the organism in Eukaryota, Viridiplantae, Streptophyta, Magnoliopsida, Malpighiales, Salicaceae. The transcript has 3 exons. Gene Ontology annotation, molecular function: DNA-binding transcription factor activity. Bases 1 to 735 code for a protein of 244 amino acids. The record is from RefSeq and is a predicted model, not a curated record.
AUGGAGAAUCCACCUGACUUUGAUGUCUGGGAUCUUGGUGUUGAUGAUCAAGAUACCUUCCAAAAAAUUUCAGAACUUCCUCACUUCGAAAGCCUUUUUGAUCCGUCGAACAUCAAUCAGUUCAAACACCUUGAAGAUAUCAGUAGUGAUAAUAUUUUUUCUGAAAGUAAUCUUGAGUCUUGGUAUAAUCAAGAAAAUGCCUAUGUUGACACAAAGCCGGUGCUAAACCCUGGCAUCCAUGCUUCAUUUGGGCAAAAUCUUGACAACAAUGUCAUCAAAGGUGAUCAUCACCUGAAAGGAUUCUCCAUGUUUUUGGUCCAAAGCGAUUGUGCUAGCUCUUCAAGCGUGAAGGAGGAGGAGGAAGAAGAAAGUAGGAAGAUGAGCGGGAGGAAGAGGUCGGUUGCUUUGCAGUUGGAAGAAAUCCAGAAGCAUUUCAACAUGCCAAUCACUCAAGCAGCUAGAGAAAUGAAAGUGGGCCUAACCGUGCUGAAAAAAAGAUGCAGAGAACUUAAGAUCAUGAGGUGGCCUCAUAGGAAGAUCAAGAGCUUGAAUUCUCUUAUCAACAAUGUCAAGGAAAUGGGGCUGAGUGAACACGACACAAUCAUGCUGAAGGAGCACAAAAGGCUUAUUGAAAAACUGCCGGACUUAGAGCUGACCGAAAGAACAAAGAAGCUGAGGCAGGCUUGUUUCAAGGCCAAUUACAAGAAGAGAAGGCUCUCGGCAGCAUAUCCUUGA